CCUACUGUACUUUUCAGUGCCGUACGGACGCUUGUGUAUUUAUGUACACGAGAGGGUGAUUUCUGAAAGAGAUAGAGAGGUUCAGAAAUGGUGGCACACGGAGGUUCUCUGUCAGCGGCGGCUAAACAAGCGGAGCAACUGAAACUACUCGGAAACUCUUGUUUCAAAAAAGAUCGUUUCGGGGCCGCCAUCGAUGCCUACACCGAGGCAAUCACUCUGUGCCCUAACAAUACGGUUUAUUGGACGAAUCGUGCCCUUUGUCACCGGAGACGCAAUGACUGGGCUAAGGUAGAAGAAGACAGCCGGAGGGCUAUUCAACUAGACAACAAGUCAGUCAAGGCCCAUUACAUGUUGGGGCUUGCGCUGCUGCAGAGACAAGAAUAUAUCGAAGGGGUCAGAGAAUUAGAGAAGGCUUUGGAUCUUGGGAGGGGUGCCAAUCCUAACGGCUAUAUGGUAGAGGAGAUCUGGCAGGAGCUUGCAAGAGCAAAAUACCUUGAGUGGGAAAAUGCAUCUACCAAGAGAUCAUGGGAAUUGCAGCGUUUGAAAUCAACUUGUGAGUGUGCUCUAAAUGAAAAGUAUUCUUGUCAUGUCUCCCAAAUGGAAGGGUUUAUAGAUGAUGUUGAUGCUUUGCAUUCAGAAGAACUCAAAGCUUUAGAAAGAGUUUUUUGUGAAGCUGCAGAGGCUGACAUGCCUACCGAGAUCCCAGAUUACUUAUGCUGUAGAAUCACUCUUGAUAUUCUUCGAGAUCCCGUAAUUACUCCAAGUGGACAUACAUAUGAGAGGGCAGUAAUUCUUCAACACCUUCAAAAGGUAACUAACUUUGAUCCAAUUACGCGGGAGCCACUUAAUCCAUCACAGCUUGUGCCAAAUUUGGCAAUAAAAGAAGCAGUUCAAGCAUUCUUGGACAAACAUGGGUGGGCGUACAAAGUAUAG
Molecule: messenger RNA, 933 nt
Organism: Neltuma alba
Lineage: Eukaryota; Viridiplantae; Streptophyta; Magnoliopsida; Fabales; Fabaceae
Product: E3 ubiquitin-protein ligase CHIP-like
Exons: 8
Coding region: 88-933 (281 amino acids)
Biological process (GO): positive regulation of proteolysis; cellular response to misfolded protein; proteasome-mediated ubiquitin-dependent protein catabolic process
Cellular component (GO): cytoplasm
Molecular function (GO): protein-folding chaperone binding; ubiquitin protein ligase activity
Source: RefSeq, a predicted model, not a curated record